Messenger RNA from Elgaria multicarinata webbii, 1506 nucleotides. It is a transcript of the gene OSGEPL1, whose product is annotated as O-sialoglycoprotein endopeptidase like 1. Gene Ontology annotation, cellular component: mitochondrion. The transcript is spliced from 9 exons. The record is from RefSeq and is a predicted model, not a curated record. NCBI's taxonomy places the organism in Eukaryota, Metazoa, Chordata, Lepidosauria, Squamata, Anguidae. Gene Ontology annotation, biological process: tRNA threonylcarbamoyladenosine modification. The coding region runs from base 91 to 1380 and encodes 429 amino acids.
GAAGCGGCGCUGUCGUGUUGCGAACGUCGCCCGGUGGCUGUGAAGUGUGAAUCCUGAAUUCGGAAAGAAGAAAAGAGCUAUUUUGGCACCAUGUUUUUGAGACAGGUCCUUUUGAGGCACACUUGUCUACAGAAAUCUUUAGCAGUGAGUAGCUUUGGAGGAGUAAUUUCAAAGUCUCCCAAAAGUUGCUGGAUUGAUUAUUUAGGAAGGAUCUCUGUUUGCUAUGGCAAAUGCUUUUCUACUAAAAUAGUUCUGGGAAUAGAAACUAGCUGCGAUGAUACAGGAGCUGCUGUGGUGGAUGAAACUGGCAACAUUUUAGGAGAAGCUCUACAUUCUCAAAGUCAGGUUCAUUUAAAAGCAGGUGGAAUUAUUCCUCCGGUAGCACAGCAGCUUCACCAAGAAAAUAUUGUGAGGAUAGUACAACAAGCACUUUCUGUUAGUGGCAUUUGUGCGCAUGAACUCUCGGCUAUUGCGACAACAGUAAAGCCAGGGCUUGCCUUAAGCCUCGGAGUAGGUCUGGACUAUAGUUUAGAACUGGUGGAGAAAUACAAAAAGCCUUUCAUCCCUAUCCAUCAUAUGGAGGCACACGCCCUUACUGUUCGUCUGACCGACCAUGUGGACUUUCCAUUCCUAGUACUUUUGCUCUCCGGAGGUCACUGUAUACUGGCAGUAGCACAAGGAGUUUCAGAUUUUCUUCUCCUUGGACAAACAUUGGACAUUGCACCGGGGGACAUGCUGGAUAAGGUAGCCAGAAGACUUUCUUUGCAAAAGCACCCAGAGUGCACUGGCCUGAGUGGUGGAAAAGCAAUAGAACACUUGGCACAACGGGGAAAUGUGCUAAAUGUUGUAUUCAAAGUUCCCAUGGAGCGACAUUGUAAUUGCAACUUCUCUUUCACCGGACUUCAGAGCCAAAUCACUAGAGAGAUUGAACAAAAAGAAAAGACUGAAGGGCUUCAGGAAGGUCAGCUGCUGUCAUGUAUCUCAGACCUGGCUGCAGCAGUCCAGUAUGCACUAACUGCUCACAUUGCAAAGCGAACACACCGGGCCAUUCUCUUCUGCAGAAAGAAAGGUAUCUUACCACCAAAGAAAGCCACUUUGGUGGCUUCAGGUGGUGUUGCAAGUAACCAGUAUAUCCGCAAAGCUCUGCAGAUUGUAACCGAGGCUACUGACCUCACCUUGCUAUGUCCACCCCCAAGACUCUGCACUGACAAUGGUGUUAUGAUUGCAUGGAAUGGCAUUGAAAGACUUUGUGCAGGAUUGGGUGUCUUAUAUAGCACAGAAGGCAUAAAAUAUGAACCAAAAGCUCCUCUUGGAAUUGAUAUCUCAGAACAAGUGAAAGAAGCUUCUAUCAAAGUGCCAGCACUAAAUCUGACAAUGUGAUAUUUUAUUUUUUCAACAAGUGAUUGUGAAAAGUGAAUGUCAUCAGAAUCAAACACCUUCUGAUGAGAACUAGCCACCUUGACUGCCAUUUUUCUUGUAGAAAGGUAGGGUAUAAAUAAAUAAAUA